CGAACCUCUUACCACGCCCCUACAACGCGAACUUCCCACUGAUAUCGGAGCCGCCAGAAUGUCCGAAGACCAAAGCCGAUCCUCCCGGAUAGCGAUCCAGCUUGGGAAACCAUCUGCAUCCUCUCCCAACGGAAUUAAAAAACGCACGCGUCCAACGCACGUGAGACGGCAUCGAGCGCAUACCCUUCACGAAGACUCCGAGUCUGGAGAGGACAGCGACCGCGACCAGCGGACCUAUGGCCACCAAGAGGCAAUUACAUCCUACGACAUCCUUGGCACUAGUCCUGACGAUGGGAAAGCACGGAGGCGCAAUGACUCCGUGGGGCUCGAGAGCGGGGCAACGAAGACCCAAAAGAACGGUGCGGAGGCAAGCCAGCAGAAGGAGGAAGAUUCAAUAGACAGCAAGGAUGGAAGCAAAGCAGGAAUCUCGGGACUUCAGGAGAAGCCAGUCAAAUGGGGUCUGAACAUCAACCUCAAGGGAGCUGGUCGCAACUCAGCAGGAGAAACCGGAGGGUCAGAAACACGAACAGGCCGCCCCGAUGUCGAAGGCGCCUCGGGACCAAAUGGAACCGACGCGAAAAGCAUUGAUGACGAAGCACUUGACGCCCUUAUGGGUUCGCGGAUACCGAAGCGCAGACAUGUAGACUCCGACGCCGCUGACCGAGAACCACGGGCGGAGGACUAUCGAUUCGUUCCGGUCGACGAUUUUGGUGCUCGGCUUCUCCGAAACUUCGGCUGGGACGGUAAAAUGAGAGGCAAAGUCAAGGAAGUCACACGGCACGCAAACCUCACAGGCCUGGGUGCCAAGGAUGCAAAAGGUGCGGAGGACCUCGGGGCUUGGAACCAGAAGCCGGCCAAAGAUUCCCGCCCAGUGCGACUCAGCGACUACAGGAGGGAGGAGAAUAAGAAACGCCAGCGCAUUGAGGACCGGUACGCAGACAGCUACAAGCGGGAGAGGGAGAGGGAACGAGAGCGGGAACGAGAGCGGGAACGCGGAUGAGGCAGGUAGCGUCAACAGCGACCGUGUGGCUGCAUUUGGAUGCCGCACUUGCGGUGGUCAACGGGGGAUUGCAUGCUCAUUUGAUCGAAAUGGAAGUCGCAGCAUCCAGAAUCAUUCCUGCUGAGGAGUGACGUGCACUUUGAGAAAAUUGCCCUCCACUCCCAG
This is a messenger RNA of Thermothelomyces thermophilus ATCC 42464, 1165 nucleotides long. RefSeq lists its product as uncharacterized. The record is from RefSeq and is a predicted model, not a curated record. The transcript has a single exon. The coding region runs from base 59 to 1000 and encodes 313 amino acids. NCBI's taxonomy places the organism in Eukaryota, Fungi, Ascomycota, Sordariomycetes, Sordariales, Chaetomiaceae.